GGCCGGGUCGAUGGUGGAUAUUUGAUCUGUGACAGGUUCAUCAUUUUAUCCUCCCUUCCGUCAACAGAAGACCAACAAAAGACAGCAGACGAAUAUAAUAAAGACAGACGAGCGUUCCGGAAAUGUUGAUUACUAGGUCUGAUUUACAGUUAUGAACAUUUACUAAUAGCAGUCAAUAUUUGACUGUUUGUCAAGCGAUGCGCUUCUUUCCUCUCCGCACGUGCCUCCGUUCCCACAGAUUCACGAGGAAAAACGCGCCAGAAACUUGCAACUUGCGCGCACUUCCUGACAACCAUCGAUACAGCUCUGCCGAAUCUUUUUUGUGAGAUCACGCUCUGCACGUGCUUAUAUCUAGUGAAAUUUGAUUGUUGGUCAUUACUAUAUCGGAGUUUUCUAAGACAAGGCGGUCAAUAGCAGAAGAUAAGACAAGACACAGAACAGUAUCCGGUUCAUCAGUCGCUUUACUACUUCACGAUGUUCUCUACUUACUUUGAUAUACUACUAUAAGAGAACUUCUAUUGCACUAUAAAAACCUUGUCAUAUGAGUUAAAGGGAUUUCUCCAGGAAAAACUGGAAUAAAAUGAGGACUUUAUAUUGACUAGUGUUAGUAUGUGAAAUUAUAAAAUUUCUACAAUUUAAAUAUGGAAGUGUAUGAAGUACUCAGAUUCACCGAAAUUGUAAUAUGUUUUCUCGGAGUUCUUUGCAAAGGCUUCAUUGCGCGGGAAUCCACAACACGAAUCUAUGAUAUUAAAGAUAUAAUGGCAGUAGAGCCUAGCUUUGAUGUGCCUAUCGUCAACAUCACCGUGGUUGCUGGUAAAACAGCGGUCCUUCCUUGUUCCAUUGAGUCGUUAGGUGAAUUUAAGGUGGUAUGGACCGAUCGGUGGUCCACAUUGCUGACAUAUGGGGAUCGUCGAAUCAUCAACGAUGAAAGAAUUUCAGUAGAAAGGCCCCGUCUGAGGGACUGGAAUUUAGUUAUUCGUGAAGUACAAUAUACUGACCAGGGCAAUUAUGUAUGUCAGAUCAACACGUUACCCAUUAAAACAAACUCGGUCCUCCUUCACGUGUUGGUUCCGCCCGAAAUUUUGGACUCUUCAAGUAGUGACAUGACGGCAAAGGAGGGUGACACAGUGACCUUGACCUGUAACGUCACUGGUAUUCCAAGGCCAACCGUGCAAUGGUUUAGGAAACCACACGCGGACAGUCGAGACCAGCAUAAAGAAAGAGUGAAGACGACUACCCACGGUCACUAUGGUAACCAGCAGUCAGAUGACCACUGCUUAUACACAGUCAGUCAUCGAGUUUUUGAAGUAGAGUUGACUUCCGCUCCGAUAGCCCAGGUUAUCGGACAUGAUCCGGUGGUAAAUAAUGGGGUGGGGAUUAACGGUGAGAUCCUGAUCAUUCACAAUGUGUCCAGGUAUUGUGACGGGAUCUAUGAGUGUGUGGCGUUCAAUGACGUCCCCCCGGCCGUCAACCGCGUCAUGAGCGUCAUGGUGGAAUUUCCACCAGAAGUUUGGUUGGACAACAGGCGACUUGGACAGUCUGUUGGAAAGGAGACCAUUUUAGAAUGCAAAGUCACCGCCUUCCCGCAAGCAGUGUCAGCUUGGCGCUUUCAAAGCAACUUUCUCUCCAACUCGCAUAAACACCGUAUUGACAUUUACCAAGAUAAAGGCCAUACCAUUAUUCUUAGUCUGCGAAUCAUGAACAUUACGAAGGAGGAUUUUGGACAGUACUCCUGUUAUGCUAGUAAUGCUUUUGGCGAGGACGAGGAAGCAAUGACCUUAUAUGAGUUCAUCCCUGCAACCAGAGCAAAACCAGUGACCACAACAUCAAUCCCUAGAUUUACGACAACCUUUAGCAAGAGGACCAGGAUAGCAAAGCCCUCAGAAUAUGACGACUUCAUCCCAUUCAAUCCAAACGGAAACGGACAUAACCCGGGUAAUGAUACAUUAAACGACGGACAACAAGUUGGAAUUAAGUGUACCGGCGCCAUUGUUAGAAUUUGUGCACCAUACACCAUGAGCAAAAGCAGCGGCGGGCAAACACAUUUAUUUCACAACGGAAAUUGGAUCAUUUUCAUGAUUGUUUCUUUUAAUUUUGUAAUUGACAUUUUCAGUUUCGUGAAAUUAUGAGAAUAAAGCCCAGUUUGUAUUUUA
Molecule: messenger RNA, 2153 nt
Organism: Saccostrea cuccullata (small rock oyster)
Lineage: Eukaryota; Metazoa; Mollusca; Bivalvia; Ostreida; Ostreidae
Product: opioid-binding protein/cell adhesion molecule homolog
Exons: 11
Coding region: 642-2129 (495 amino acids)
Cellular component (GO): neuron projection
Source: RefSeq, a predicted model, not a curated record